GAGGGAGGGAGGGGAGGAAGGAGGGAGGCGGGGAGGGAGAGAAAGAGAAAGAGGCUGAGCCAGAUCUUCAUGCCACUGCAGGCAGCAGCAGCAGCAGCAAAACUUCUGAAGGUUUGCAGAAGACAAUAAGAGAACGACCAAGAAGGCUACUGCAGUCUUGUCAAUUCCAGAAGUCUGGUACCAGGACUGCCACACCAGCUCCCUCAUUGCUCCUGGUGGCUGGGGCAUAUCCCAAUGCAGUUUGCCUGUUGAAUGUGUGGAGAAUAUCCUUCUGAAGACAGCUGUCUCAUUUGUGUUUGAGCACCUGCCACUAUAUCAAUACUCAUCCAUUGGAAUUUACUACUGCCAAUAUGUAUCAUUCUGUGUCUGAAACCAGUCACCCUUUGCAAACAGAGGAACAAGAGAUAGGCAUCGAUCCCUUGCAGAGUUUUUUGAACAAGCCAGGGGAAGGGCUUGGCUUCCUCAUUGAAGGCACAGGAGGAUCAAGUGAAAAUGGAAGCACACCCACCACCUCAGAUUCAGAUGGAACUUUUACCUCUUACAGUAAAGAAUGGGAAGAACUAUUUGUAAACAACAAUUACUUGGCAACUAUACGGCUGAAGGGGAUUAAUGGGCAGCUGAGAAGCAGCAGGUUCCGUAGUGUUUGCUGGAAGUUAUUUCUGGACGUUCUACCGCAAGAUAGAAGUCAAUGGAUUAAAACCACUUCAGACUUAAGAACUUCUUACAAUAAGAUCAAAGAAAUUCACAUUACAAACCCUCGGAAAGCAGGACAGCAAGAUCUGAUAAUCAACAACCCACUCUCUCAGGACGAGGGGAGUCUUUGGAAUAAAUUUUUCCAGGAUAAAGAGCUUCGAGCAAUGAUUGAACAAGAUGUGACAAGAACCUUUCCUGAAAUGCAGUAUUUCCAGCAAGAGAAUGUAAGGAAAAUUCUUACAGAUGUUCUGUUCUGCUACGCCAGAGAAAAUGAGCAGUUGCUUUAUAAACAGGGCAUGCAUGAACUUCUAGCUCCCAUUGUGUUUAUCCUACAUUGUGACCACCAGGCUUUUUCACAUGCCAGUGAAGCUGCACAACCCAGUGAGGAAAUGAAAGUUCUUUUGAAUCCUGAAUAUCUGGAACAUGAUGCCUAUGCAAUGUUCACACGUCUUAUGAAAACAGCAGAACAUUGGUUUUCAACUUUUGAACAUGACAGUCAGAAGGAGAAAGAUGUGAUGAUAACACCUAUGCCCUUUGCAAGGCCACAGGACUUGGGACCAUCUAUUGCUAUUGUAGCAAAAGUAAAUCAAAUUCAGGAUCAUCUGCUGAAGAAACAUGAUAUUGAGCUGUACAUGCAUCUGAACCGACUGGAAAUUGCUCCACAGAUUUAUGGACUGCGAUGGGUAAGGCUCCUGUUUGGACGUGAAUUCCCUCUUCAGGAUCUUCUGGUUGUCUGGGAUGCUCUAUUUGCUGACAGCAUCACCCUGAAUUUAGUUGACUACAUUUUUGUAGCCAUGUUGUUGUAUAUCAGAGAUGCCUUGAUUUCAAGUAAUUAUCAGACCUGUUUGGGACUUCUUAUGCAUUAUCCACCUAUUGGAGAUGUUCACUCCCUUAUCCUAAGAGCACUUUUUCUCCGAGAUCCAAAGCGAAAUCCAAGACCGGUGACUCACCAGUUCCAACAAAAUUUAGAUUAUUACAAAGCACGUGGAGCAGACUUGAUGAACAAAACCCGUGCCAGCGCUAAAACCACCCCUCUGAACAUCAACAAAGUCUCCAACAGCUUAUUGAAUUUUGGCCGAAAGCUCAUUGCUCCAGCCAUGGCUUCAGGUGGGGCAGUAGGCACUCCUGCUGGCGGGAGCAGCUUCCCUCCCUCUUCAAUGCCAAGCAGGAGCACAGUGGAAGCCCCUCAGCACCAGCAGCACCACCAGCAGCACCACCAGCAGCACCACCAGCAGCACCACCACCACCAGUCACAGCAGCAGAGGAUGAUGAAGUCUGAAAGCAUGCCAGUUCAGCUGGGCAAAGGCGAGGCGGGCGAGGCGGCGCCGCCGGGGCCGGCCCAGGCCCAGGCCCAGGCCCAGCAGCAUCCCCCGGCCACCACAGGCCAAAGUUCAAAAAACAUCAGCUCAUCUCCAAGCAUAGAGAGCUUGUCUGGAGGACGUGAAUUUACAGGGUCUCCACCUUUGUCUGCAUCAAAAAAGGAUUCCUUUUUCAGCACCAUCUCCCGCUCACGUUCCCAAAGCAAAACUAUGAACAGAAAAGAGUCGAGGACAUGCUCCACAAUUUUCCCAAGGACUAAGGAGGAGGAAUUAGAGGCCCAGAUUUCAUUCCUACAAGGACAGCUAAACGAUUUGGAAGCCAUGUGCAAAUAUUGUGCAAAGAUGAUGAACACGCAUCUUGGAAAUAUUCAGGAAGUCAUUUUGCAAGAACGCUUGGAAAAAGAAGAUGAAAUUCUGGUUUCCUUGGCUGGUUUGAAGCAGAUCAAGGAUAUCCUGAAAGGUUCAUUGCGUUUCAACCAGAGCCAGCUGGAAGCUGAAGAAAAUGAACAAAUCACAAUUGCUGAUGAUCAUUACUGUUCCAAUAAUCAGAACAAGGGGGCAGGUGAUGUUCUAAAGGCACCUGUCAUGACAAAGCAACAGUUCAUCUCAGGACAACAGGCUAUGACUGAUUCAAGCACUAGUGAGAGCAAGGGUGCUGAUGACUAUAUUCUGGUUUCCAAAGAAGAGGAAAGAAGUAAAAGUACUGCUCCAGAGCUGGUGCAGGUCCCUCAGGCACACAAGGAGGCAGCAGUGAAGCCAGAAGCUCCAUCUCGUUCUUCUUUGAUAUUUUCUGACCCUCUGAUGGGUUCCAUUUCAGCCUCAUCCAGCAACCUGAGCUCCAGCCCUGAUGACAACAGUAGUAAUAACAGCAAAGAUUCUGACUUUGCUAUUGUCAGCCCACUGGACAUCUAAAGAAACAGGUUGGGAGAGUUUGGGAAAUCUGUCAUUACAACUCAGCUCUAAUUUCUGUGAUUCCACAGGCUGGAUAGUUCUUUGGAGUACAAGGACAGAAAAUAGAUAAAGGUAAACCCAUUUCAGCUGCCAAUAGCCUAAAUUAAAAUAAAAAGGCAAACAAACAAAAAAAACCCAUCAAUUUGCUAC
Molecule: messenger RNA, 3113 nt
Organism: Catharus ustulatus (Swainson's thrush)
Lineage: Eukaryota; Metazoa; Chordata; Aves; Passeriformes; Turdidae
Product: TBC1 domain family member 5-like
Exons: 26
Coding region: 351-2924 (857 amino acids)
Biological process (GO): activation of GTPase activity
Molecular function (GO): GTPase activator activity
Source: RefSeq, a predicted model, not a curated record